ACCACCUAUCCCAGGAGCAUCCUCACCUCCCUGCUCCUCAACAGCAGCCAGGGCUCUGCUUCUGAGGAGGCUGUGCCCAGGUCAGACCCUCCAGACAGCACGGGGGAUCAGCCCGGGCCCCAUCCGGAAAACCCCUCCAACGGCAAGUCCAAGUGGCUGGACACCGCCCAGAAGUCCCCUCUCCACGUUGGAGACACGAGGAAAGAGGACGACCCCAAUGAGGACUGGUGUGCUGUGUGUCAGAACGGCGGGGAGCUCCUGUGCUGUGAGAAGUGUCCCAAAGUGUUCCACCUCUCCUGCCACGUGCCCACACUGGCCAAUUUCCCCAGGUAGGAACGCAGCACUCAGCUCCUGGAGGCCAGUGUGACGGGGCCUGCACAUGUGUCCCACAGGAGGCCUUCCUCCGACGCCCUGUGCCUUUCUCCCAAAACUAAGUGUGAACGGCUACUUUUAUUUCUUUACUGCCAUGAAAUGAGCCUGGCUUUUCAAGACCCAGUCCCUCUAACUGUGCCCGAUUAUUAUAAAAUCAUUAAAAAUCCCAUGGACUUGUCAACCAUCAAGAAAAGACUACAAGAGGAUUAUUCCUUGUAUACGAAGCCUGAAGAUUUUGUAGCUGACUUCAGACUGAUCUUUCAAAACUGUGCUGAAUUCAAUGAGCCCGAUUCAGAAGUAGCCAGUGCUGGUAUAAAACUUGAAAGCUAUUUUGAAGAACUGCUAAAGAACCUUUACCCAGAGAACAGGUUUCCUAAGGUAGAAUUCAGGAACGAGCCAGAAGAUAAUAAGUUUAGUGAUGAUUCAGACGAUGACUUCGUACAACCCCGGAAGAAACGCCUCAAAAGCAUCGAGGAACGCCAGUUGCUCAAAUAA
This is a messenger RNA of Orycteropus afer afer, 867 nucleotides long. It is a transcript of the gene TRIM24, whose product is annotated as tripartite motif containing 24. The record is from RefSeq and is a predicted model, not a curated record. The transcript has 4 exons. Gene Ontology annotation, molecular function: protein binding. The annotation marks the transcript as partial. Lineage: Eukaryota; Metazoa; Chordata; Mammalia; Tubulidentata; Orycteropodidae.